AUGUCUGAUUAUUCGUGGGCGCAGCAGCAGCAGCAGCAGCAGCAGGGACAGCAGCAACAGCACAACGAAACCGACGAAAAUCUGAGGCUGCUGCCAAGUGCAAGUACAGCAGCAGCACCAUCUCCGACUUGCUGCGAGGCCUCUUCGUCUCCUACGGAUGAGCAGCUGUGCUGCAGCAACAGCAGCAGCAGCAACAACAACAACAGCAGCAGCAGGAUAGAGUCUCCUCAGGCUGCUGCUCUUGUUGCGUCCGCCCUGUCUCCCUUCCGUCCCUUGCAGCAGCAGACCGCCGAGGCCCACAGCAAGCGGCGCAGGCUCUGUCCUCAAGAGCAGCAGCAGCAGCAGCAGCAGCAGCAGCAAUUUGAGCCGCUGCCGCUGCGUGUGAGGGCCUUGGCCAUCCAUGUGCUGGGGAAGCUUGCUGUUGCUGCUGGGACUGUUGGCAGCAGCACCUCCCCCUUGAGGCCCCACAGCAAGGACAAGAGGGCUGCUGCUGCUGCUGCUGCUGCAGCAAGUCCCAGACAGAAAAAGCCCGUCACGCAGCAGCAGCUGCUGCAGCUAGCUGUGGAGCUUCUCGCGGCGCAGCUGGAGCCGCACGAGCCGCCACUGGUUCGCCUGAAUGCCGUAGUGAAAUGGAAUGGCAGCAGAACGGCUCAGGGAAUGCGUCCGCAGCGUAGCAGCCCCAGGGGUUGCAGUUUUCCGCUUGCUGCUGCUGCUGCAGUUGUCGCUGCUGCUGCUGCUGCUGCUGCUGCUGCUGCAGGUCCUCAGCGAUGUGCUGCAGCGCCACGGGCAGCUGACAGACAAAGUGCUGCCUCUGAUUGUUUCUGCAAUCGCCUCGGGAGAAGCAGAGACAAGAGGGCCCCCGAGGGCGGCAGCUCUGGCUGUGGCGCCCCACGCAGCAGCAGCAGCAGCAGCAGCAGCAGCAGCAGCAGCAAGAGGGCUGUGGCCCCACUGAGAAAGAUGGCGCUGAUUUGCCUUUCGCGAUUGCUGGCUGAGGAAUUCGUUCGCUGCAAAGGCGAGGCUGUUUUGGGUCUAUUUUUUUGUUUGGGGGACGAGGACUUGGCUGUGCGGCGUUUGGCUGAGUCGGUUUACUUAGGACUUGUGCUGCCGCGCCACGAGUCGGCGCUGCCGUCUCUGUUUGUGGAGGUCCUUUGUGCUGUCAACGGGGCCUUCAAACAUCCAGCCUUUAGGGGCCGCGUGGGUGCCUCACAGCUGCGGUUUCCCUGGAGCCAAAGGCGCAAACAGAAGAUUUAUUGCUUUAUCGUCAACUCGCUGUCCAUGCUGAGAAGGCUGCAGCUGCAGCGGCUGCUGGUGAGUGGGGUGUUGGCCCCUUGGCUAGACGGCGACUUGGAGGGCCGCGAUGGCGUGAGCUGCAGCGUAAUCCUGAGCAGCAGCAGCAGCAGCAGCAGCAGCAGCACGCCGCUGCCGAUUCCGUCUCCCCAGGAGCCCCUGGGGCGUCUUCUUGAAGACGCAUUUCUGCUGCUGGCUUCAACAGACCUGCGCAUAAAGGUGCUGCGGGCUACCGGCGCAGCAGCAGCAGCAGCAGCAGCAGCAGAAGACGGGGAGAACGAAGCAGACCCCGGGGCCCCCAGCAAGGGGCCCCCCAACCUUAGGGUACAGCGGGGGGCCCCCGGGGGCCCCGGGGGCCCCGCAGCACAAGUUGAGGGUCUGGUGGCUUCGCUGGUGCGGCGGGUGCUGCAGACAGAGGUGGUGCCGGUGCUGCGGUGUCUAGACACCUUGUUUCGCGCGCGGCGCUCUCCGCUGCAGGAAGCUUGCAUGCGUUCUUUGUGUUGUCUUUUGAGGGACUACAAGUAUAAACCCUAA
Molecule: messenger RNA, 1821 nt
Organism: Eimeria tenella
Lineage: Eukaryota; Apicomplexa; Conoidasida; Eucoccidiorida; Eimeriidae
Exons: 9
Coding region: 1-1821 (606 amino acids)
Source: RefSeq, a predicted model, not a curated record